This is a messenger RNA of Hyla sarda, 3004 nucleotides long. RefSeq lists its product as uncharacterized. The transcript is spliced from 6 exons. The coding region runs from base 2375 to 2905 and encodes 176 amino acids. NCBI's taxonomy places the organism in Eukaryota, Metazoa, Chordata, Amphibia, Anura, Hylidae. The record is from RefSeq and is a predicted model, not a curated record.
GAUUAGACAUUCUUAUGAUAUAUGGCAACAAAAAUUUGAUUUUAUUUCCAUCAUUUACACUUUCAAAAUAACAGAAAACAAAAAAAUGGCAUCUGCAAAAGUUUGGGCACCCUGCAAAGUUAAUAUCUUGUACUGCCCCCUUUGGCAAGUAAGGCUGGGUUCACACUACGUUUUUCAAGUACAGUUCCCGUAUACGUUUUCAUUAUUGAAAACGUAUGGAACCGUAUUGCAAAACGUAUACAUAGACAAACAAUUAAAAACCGUAUGCGCCCAGGUGCAUCCGGUUGCGGACGUUUUGCUUGCAAUAUGUUUUUAAACCGUACUCAAAACUGUGGUUGACCACGGUUUUGUCUCAAAGUUAAAAACCGUAUUGCAACAGCAUACCUUUUUUUUUAACAUGGAAGUCAAUGGGAAACGCACAAGUAUACUGUUCCAUACAUGAAAAACGCAUAAGUUUUUACUUUGCACAUGCGCAUUUGCAUCCUAAAGUCCUCCCCCAACACCCCUCCCACCACACACCCUCCUUCCAGAAGUCUGCAGACGAUUUAGUACAUGCCCAGACGAUCACCACAGAGCCAGUGAGCCAUCUUUGUACACCUCUUCUAAGUGUUUUAGGUGAGUAAACGACAGCCAUUUUCUUUUUAAACGUUGUAUUAACCCUGUAUAGUGUCAUGCAGCCAUCUUGGUACACCUUACAUGCUUUUACAUGUGAUUUUAGGGCUUCCAUUGUGAUUAAAUAUGCUGUAUUUAACCUAAUACUAGCUGUUAUGCCCUAUAUGUUUUUGAUUGCAUGUAUCUCCCCUUUAUCAUAUAAUGCAUAGAUCACCCCAGCAAUAUUUUACCAAAGUUCACCCCCUACAUUAAGGUGUAAAAAAGGAUACAGGGUUGUUUUUUUUAACAGGGUGCCUUUUGCUAUUGUUAAUCUACAACUCCCAGCAUACCUGUUUAUUCUUUGGUUACGUUGAUAUACUGGUAGUUGUAGUUUUGCAACAGCUGGAGGCACCAAGGUUGGGAAACAGCCUCCUUAAUGUUUUCUCAAUAUCCCUAUAUUUUUUAUAUCCUUGCUUUUUAAUUUUUGAUUCCCAAUAGGCCUGUGGUUUAACCUAUUAAGGACCGGGGGUUUUUCCGUUUUUGCAUUUUCGUUUUUUGCUCCUUGCCUUUAAAAAAUCAUAACUCUUUCAAUUUUCCACCAAAAAAUCCAUAUUAUGGCUUAUUUUUUGCGCCACCAAUUCUACUUUGUAAUGUCGUCAGUCAUUUUGCCCAAAAAUCUACGGUCAAACGGAAAAAAAAAAUCAUUGUGCGACAAAAUUUUAAAAAAGACGCAAUUUUGUAAAUUUUGGGGGCUUGCGUAUCUACGUAGUACAUUUUUCGGUAAAAAUGACACCUUAUCUUUAUUCUGUAGGUCCAUACGAUUAUAAUGAUACCCUACUUGUAUAGGUUUGAUUUUGUCGAACUUCUGGAAAAAAUCAUAACUACAUGCAGGAAAAUUGAUACGUUUAAAAUUGUCAUCUUCUGACCCCUAUAACUUAUUUAUUUUUCCGUGUAUGGGGCGGUAUGAGGGCUCAUUUUUUGCGCCGUGAUCUGAAGUUUUUAACGGUACCAUUUUUGCAUUGAUAGGACUUAUUGAUCGCUUUUUAUUCAUUUUUAAAUUAUAUAAAAAGUGACCAAUAAUGCACUAUUUUGGACUUUGGAAUUUUUUUGCGCAUACGCCAUUGACCGAGCAGUUUAAUUAACUAUAUUUUUAUAUAACUCGGAAAUUUCCGCACGCGGUGAUACCAUAUAUGUUUUUUUAUUUUUUUUUACACUGUGGUUUUUUUUAUGGGAAAAGCGGGGUGAUUCAAAGGCAGGUAGGGGCCCUUCCGCUGUCCUGUAAGCUCUUCGGGAUGCCGCGAUUUCGCCGCGGCUAUCCCAAACAGUCCAAUGAGUUAACCGGCAGCUUUUACUUUCACUUUUAGCCACGCGGCUCAGCUCUGAGCGCACGGCUAAAGGGUUAAUAGCGCACAGCGCCGCGAGCUAUUAGCAGCAGGUCCCGGCUUCACUAUGACGCCGGGCCCGCCGUGAUAUGAUGCGGGGUUACCGUGUAACCCCGCGUUAUAUCACGGGAGCAGGACCAAGGACGUACCUGUACGCCCUUGGUCCUUAAGGGGUUAAAUUAGCUACAGCAUACCGCAAAAAUUUAGCAAAAUAUGUUGUGAUGGAAUGAAAAUUUUUAAUAGACAACUCCAUUUUUAUAGAUAUGGCUAUUUUAAUGAAUUAUGAGUUUUAUAUGAAUGUAUAUAGUGGGAUGAUGUGUUUGCUUCAUGUUUGUGAUUUAAAAAAAAAAAAAUAAUGUGGUAUAUAAUAUUUUGGUUUAUUUUUUUUUAGAUUGUGAAAGAUGUCAUCCUCCGAAUCUGACACAGAUACCUCCUCCCAUUUUAUCGCUACUCCAAGCCCAGAUCUUCCCGAUCUCAUAUUAACGGAGAGCCCAGCAGUGUCUCCUAGCAGUCAGGUGACUACACCUACGCUAUUGACCGAUGAUACUAAAAAAGAAAAGGACAUAGAGGAGACCAUGACACAAAAUUUGUCCACGAGUGAGGAUACUGCUAGUUCGAGGUCAAAAACCUCAAGGAAGCGGACCCAAAAGAAUCCUGCAACAGAAAAAUCCUCCAGCAAGAAAUCUAAGAAAACCAAAGACAUAGCAUAUCAAGUGGACCCAUCAGCGUUCCUCACAGAGGAUGUUAUUCACUAUGUCCAAGAAAGGCCAUGCCUAUGGGAUAAAUCUCAUCCUAAGCAUCACGACAAUAUAUGUACAAGGAGAAGAUGGGAGGAGAUUUAUCUCAAACUAUUUCCAGAUUUCUUAAGAUAUAAUAACAGUCUUCAAGAGGCCAUAGCUAUCCACAUAGAGAAACGCUGGCGGUCAGUCUGAGACAGCUUUUUUAAGUGGCUACGGGACUCAAAUUUACCAAGUGGCUCUGCUGCAAAACGGACUACCUACAAGCACGCUGAACGGCUGUUGUUCCUGCAA